Molecule: messenger RNA, 2064 nt
Organism: Oncorhynchus gorbuscha (pink salmon)
Lineage: Eukaryota; Metazoa; Chordata; Actinopteri; Salmoniformes; Salmonidae
Product: mastermind-like protein 3
Exons: 3
Biological process (GO): positive regulation of transcription of Notch receptor target
Cellular component (GO): nucleoplasm
Molecular function (GO): transcription coactivator activity
Source: RefSeq, a predicted model, not a curated record
AUGGCCUCUGACACUUCUUGUUUCCCUGUCCCACAGCUCCAGGAGACGGUGAAGAGGAAACUGGACAGCGCACGCUCGCCCCUCAAUGGUGACCAGAACGGGAUCUGCGACGGGAGCUAUUCCCCGACCACCAAGAGGUUACGAAAAGACGGACCAGGAUCGGGCGGACUGGACUCUCUCCCGGGCCUCCCCAACAACAACGCCCCCCCCAUUUCCCCGCUCCACCAGAUGGACAUCAAGCCCUUACUGGGAGUCACCGGCAAUCCCAACAACCCCAGCGUCAACAACAACAACAACAACAACGUGAAUGUCAACAACUGUAACUCCGGUCCCGGCAGCAAUGGUAGCCAUGGCAACCACGCUGGCAGCGGCUUGGGCUCAGGUCGCCCGGCUGACGUCAAGCUCAACGGUUCCUUAGACCUGGAGGACGGCUUCGGACUCCUCAAAGACCUGAAACAGGAGCCGCUCGACGACGGGGGAGGGAUUGAGUCGUCGGACACGUCCUUGUCCAAUCAGAACAAGCUGUUUUCGGACAUCAACCUGAAUGACCAGGAGUGGCAGGAGCUGAUUGAUGAGCUGGCCAAUACGGUGCCGGAAGACGACAUGCAGGACCUCUUCAAUGAAGACUUUGAGGAGAAGAAGGAAGCAGAGUUUACCAGGCCGGCCAAUCAGACCCCGGUACCGCAGGACCCGCCUCCCAUGGCCACUGUGGCUCAUCAACAGACGAACCAAGCGCAGGGGGCGGCACAAGUCCCCAUGGGUUCCCCACAGGUCCGGCCGUCGUCUUCGGGCCCUCAGUUUGCCACCGCCGCCAACGGGACACCGCCCCAGCAGCCUUUGCAGCAGUCCCCACAGGUCGCCAUGGCCUCAGGCUCCCCUCUCCCCAACUGUGUGGCCCGGUCGCCGCAGACGCCCACCCAGGCCCAGACGCAGGCCGGCCCCAGACCAGGGAAUGGAUUUAUGAUGAACCCAGGCCAAGGUGUGGGCCAGACGGGAACAGGAUCCAAUGGCCCUGGAGUCCCCACUGGAAUCCAAGGGCCUGGGCCGGUGACCUCUGAACUGUCGCCUGCUGAGCAACUGAAAGCGAUGGCGGCACAGCAGCGCGCUAAGCUAAUGCAGCAGCAGAAACAACAGCAACAACAGCAGCAGGCUAACUGGUCCCCAGCCGGAGCUCCAACCAGCCCCUACGCCUCUGCUCCUUUCAACCAGCAGGACAAGCCCAACAGCCCGAUGAUGUACCCACCUCAAGCCUUCAACCAGCAGGACAAGCCCAACAGCCCGAUGAUGUACCCAUCUCAAGCCUUCAACCCUGGCCAACAGGGCCCCCUGGUGGCUGGGAUGACCUCGAGCAACAGCCCCAAAGCUCCCAUGAACAACUACCUCCCUCAGAACCCCCACAACCACAUGGGCAUGAUAAGUCAACAACAACAGACAAACAACAUGGGCGCCCAACAGAACACCCUCUCUAAACAACAACAACAACAACAACUACAACAACAGCAAACGGCAGCCAUGUUGUCCUACAACAACACAAAGCCGCUGAGUCACUUCAGCACGAUGGGGGUCGAUCACAUGGGGCAGAGGAUGACCCCGCCCAUGGGAUCACAGGUCAAGAACCCCAUGAUGCCCCCAUACAUGCAGCAGGGAGGGGUGCAGGGGGCGGGGCCGGGCCAGACCCAGGGACCAAUCCCGGGCCAGACGGCUCACCUCAGCGAGGAGCAGAAGAGGAUGCUGCUGAUGAAGCAGAAGGUGCUGAACCAGAGCAUGCCCUACAGCGCCAUGCAGCCCCACGGACAGGAACAAGGUGUGGUGGGAAUGUCGCGGCAGCCCGGUGCCGUCCCACCCCCUCACCCUGCCGGGGGUGUGGCCUCGGGCGCGGGGCCCAAUCAGGGCGCAGGGGCCCCUCCCGGUUACCUGGGCAACCAGCAGCAGGCGGCCAUUAUGAAACAGAUGAUGGUGAUGGAGCAGGAGAAGAGAGUUCAGCUCCACAUGAUGGAACAACAGAAACAACAGCUACUGAGAGAACAGAGACAGCAGCAACAACAGAUACUAUUGGCUGAACAG